Hibiscus syriacus is the source of this 1539-nucleotide messenger RNA. Its product is annotated as tRNA pseudouridine(38/39) synthase-like. Gene Ontology annotation, cellular component: nucleus; cytoplasm. The transcript is spliced from 15 exons. Gene Ontology annotation, molecular function: pseudouridine synthase activity; RNA binding. NCBI's taxonomy places the organism in Eukaryota, Viridiplantae, Streptophyta, Magnoliopsida, Malvales, Malvaceae. Bases 51 to 1373 code for a protein of 440 amino acids. Gene Ontology annotation, biological process: tRNA pseudouridine synthesis; mRNA pseudouridine synthesis. The record is from RefSeq and is a predicted model, not a curated record.
CAAAACGGCGGCGGCUUUAGCAACGAUUCGCUGGCGGUGGUGAGGUGAAAAUGUCAAACUCAACAAGCGAGUGUGGCAGUGAUAUCGGCGGUAGCUUGAUAUCUCAACUACAGGCUCUCCAAAAUAGAGUCCAGGAAUUGGAGUCUGAGAACGCAAAGCUAUCAUCUCGACUCUCCAAAUGUUUUUGCCAUAAGGGUAUGGAAAGUCGGAGAAAAAACACUGGAGGCGAUAAGACGAGAAAAAAGAAAACAACAGAAAGAAAUCCAGGUUAUAAUUUGACAAUUAUGAGUCACCAUCCCAAGAGAUAUGUUGCUCUAAAAGUCAUGUAUUUUGGUCAAAGGUUUUAUGGUUUUGCUUCAGAAGCACAAAUGGAUCCCACUGUUGAGUCUGAAAUUUUCAAAGCUCUCGAGAAAACAAGGCUUUUAGUUGGUGACAGGAAGGAAUCACAGUACUCAAGAUGUGGCAGAACAGAUAAGGGGGUAUCCUCUGUUGGCCAAGUGAUUUCAUUGUUUUUAAGGUCAAACCUCAAAGAAAUUGAUGCAAACAACAAAAUUUCAGGAGAAUUAAUUCCGGAGAUGCAAAUUGAAGGAGAAAUUGAUUAUGUGAGAGUACUGAACCGAGUUCUUCCAAGCGAUAUUCGAAUUUUAGGAUGGAGUCCUGUUUCAAUUGAUUUCAGUGCAAGGUUUAGUUGUUUGUCUAGAGAAUAUAAAUACUUCUUUUGGAGAGGAAAUUUGAAUCUCCCAGCUAUGGAGAAUGCUGGAAAGAAAUUUAUUGGAGAACACGACUUCAGAAACUUUUGUAAGAUGGAUGCAGCCAAUGUACACAACUACAGGCGACGCAUUACACAGUUUGAAAUUUCUUCGUCUAAUAUGAGGUUUGAAGGCGAUCAGCUUUGUGCUAUUAAAGUUAAAGGUAGUGCCUUCCUAUGGCAUCAGGUGCGGUGCAUGGUUGCUGUGCUAUUUAUGAUUGGCCAAGGUCUCGAAUCAGUUGAAGUGAUAGAUGUAUUAUUGGACAUUGAGAAGACACCAAGAAAACCUCAGUACGCCAUGGCUCCAGAGAUACCAUUGGUCCUUCAAUCCUGUGAAUUCGAAGAUGUCAAGUUUAUUUGCUCCUCAGAUUCUGGGCAAGCACUGCGUAUACACUUGGAAAAUGAGGGUCGAGCAUACCAGCUUCAAUCAGCAAUUUUUCAGGAAGCCGCUCUGAGUUGCUUGCCUUUAGCAAAUGGUGCAGAAACCAAGUUCUACCAUAUCAUUUCUAUCAAGAGCUUGCUGAAUGAUGGAACAAUCAAGGUCGCUUCCCACAUUCCUCUCUUGUCACGGCCAACUGAGCCAUCGUACGAAGAACGACGUGCCAAACUGGAUUCAAAAAGAUGAAAGUGUAAAAUCAUGCGGAGUUCUCAGGUAUCCUUCACAGUUCACCUCAAAGUUUACUAUCUGUACUAAUGGAAUGAGUGGAAACUUUCCGUUGUUUGAGUACAUUUUUACUUAUGCCUCAAACGGUUGACAUUGGAUAUCAUUAUACUGCUACUUACAUUUGGUA